AAAAUCAUUCAGAUAUUUAAGUAUGGCACUAAAGAUGGGAAGCCAGCUGAUAAUUUGUUAAGAAAGCAUUCGUACAUUCUGCAACCAGUGACUGGGAAGGCAAAGUACUCCAAGCUACUGCCAACUGAAGUUGCUGAUAGCCAAAAUCCUUUACAGAAGGCUGUGGUGAACUUAGACGAUGUUACAAUCAGCAUAUCCAAGGAUGGAUAUGGGGAUAUCAUGAAAUUAGCAGACAACUUUGCUGCAUUUAAUCAACGACUAAAGUAUGCCCAUUAUCGUCCACUGGUGCCAGUAAAAGCUGAUUCCAGGUCUUGGUGGAAAUACGCCUACAGAGCUGUAUCUGACCAGAUAAAGAAGGCAAGUGGAAAAAUGUCAUGGGAGCAAGUUUUAAGAUAUGCAAGCUUGCGGAAGAGAUAUAUCUCUCUGUAUGCUUCACUACUUAAAUCUGAUCCCACUCAGGUUACAAUUAGUGGCAACAAAGAGAUUGAAGACCUAGAUCGGGAGCUUGAUAUUGAACUUAUAUUGCAAUGGAGAAUGUUGGCUCACAAGUUUGUGGAACAAUCGGCAGAGUCAAACCAUAACAUUAGGAAACAGAAAGCACAGAAAUCUUGGUGGUCAUUUGGAUGGACCAGUGAAUCCCCUAAAGAAGAAAGUGAUGAAUUCAAUUUCAGUGAAGAGGACUGGAACCAGUUAAAUAAAAUAAUAGGAUAUAAGGAGGGCGACGAUGGACAAUUGGCUGUAAAUAGCAAGGCGGAUGUUAUUCAUACUUUCGUGGAAGUUCACAUGAAUCAUAAUGCUUCAAAGCUUAUCGGUGAAACCAAAGAGUCCGUUGCUGAAUUAUCAUGUGAAGACCUUAGUUGCUCAAUAAAGCUUUAUCCAGAAACAAAGGUCUUUGACAUUAAGUUGGGCUCAUACAAGUUAUCAUCACCAAGAGGUCUCCUUGCUGAGAGUGCGACUUCCUAUGAUUCAUUAGUUGGUGUCUUCCAUUACAAACCUUUUGAUGAUAAUGUGGACUGGAGGAUGGUUGCCAAAGCUUCUCCAUGUUACAUGACUUACUUGAAGGACAGCAUUGAUCAAAUUGUGAAAUUCUUUGGAAGUAAUACUGCUGUAAGUCAGACAAUAGCACUAGAAACUGCAGCUGCAGUGCAGAUGACAAUUGAUGAGGUGAAGCGCACUGCACAACAGCAAAUGAACAGAGCAUUAAAGGAUCAUGCCAGGUUUUCAUUGGAUUUGGAUAUUGCAGCUCCCAAGAUUACUAUUCCAACUGAUUUUUGUCCAGACCAUACCCAUGCUACAAAGCUUUUACUAGACCUAGGGAACUUGAUGAUUCGUACACAGGAUGAUAAACAGCAGGAAUCAGCCGAGGAUAAUAUGUACCUUCGAUUUGAUUUGGUCUUAAGUGAUGUAUCAGCAUUUUUGUUUGAUGGGGACUAUCAUUGGAGUCAAGUUUCUCUGAAUAAGUCAGCCCAUUCUACUAACACUAGUUUCUUCCCAAUUAUUGACAAGUGUGGAGUCAUCUUACAACUUCAACAGAUUCGUUUAGAGACUCCAUAUUAUCCUGCAACGCGUCUUGCUGUGAGGCUUCCAUCAUUGGCCUUUCAUUUUUCACCAGCUCGGUAUCAUCGGCUGAUGCAUGUGAUAAAGAUUUUUGAGGAGGAGGAUGGUGACGGCUCUGAGUUGCUUCGUCCUUGGAAUCAGGCUGAUCUUGAAGGGUGGUUGUCUCUUUUAACUUGGAAGGGUGUGGGAGUUAGGGAGGCCUUGUGGCAGCGGAGAUACUUCUGCUUGGUUGGGCCAUUUCUUUAUGUACUUGAAAGUCCUGACUCUAGAUCUUAUAAACAGUAUACCAGCCUACGAGGGAAACAGGUAUCUGAGGUUUCACAAGAGCUUGUUGGUAAUGUACAACACGUUUUGGUCGUUUGUAGUCCUACACGAUCCAACAAUAAGGUUGUCGAGGACACAAAUGCACUAAUUAUUCGUUGUGAAUCUGAGGAAUCAAUGAAAACCUGGCAUAGGCGCUUACAAGGGGCUAUUUAUCAUGCAUCAAAUACAGCUCCAAUUUCUGGUCUAUCUGAAACCUCAUCAGAUCAUGAGGAUACCGAAUCAGAACAUGAUAUUGAUGUAGGAAUGGCUGAAAGUUUGUUUGUAACCGGUGUUCUUGAUGAAUUAAAGAUUUGCUUCUGUUAUAGUUAUCAGUCUGAUCAGAGCUUAAUGAAGGUUCUUUUGAAUGAAGAAAGACGAUUGUUUGAAUUUCGAGCAAUAGGUGGUCAGGUGGAGGUUUCUAUCAGAGACAAUAACAUUUUUGUUGGAACUAUAUUGAAAUCUUUGGAAAUAGAAGAUUUAGUAUGCUGUAGUCAACUAUCGUCCCAGCCUUGUUUUUUGGCAAGAUCUUAUAUUGGGACUGCAGAUGAAAAUUCAUUACUCUAUAAUAACAUGGGAAAAUACGUUGAAAGUGGUGUAUUGAUCCCUACUGAAAGUGACGAUAAGUUUUAUGAGGCACCCGAGACUUUAGCAGACAGUGUUGACUAUCCUAUGCAGUCUCCUGGAGGUACAUCAGAAUACCGAUCUAGUUCUGCCAGUGACAUGCGAUUUAAUUAUGCAUCUCUUAAACUCCCAAAGUUUAGUCGCAUUACUGGACUUCUACCUAGUGACUCUCCUAGUAGGAAGGACCUUGAACUCAGUGACACAUUGGAGAGUUUUGUUAAAGCUCAAAUAAUUAUCUAUGACCAGAACUCUUCUCAGUAUAAGAAUAUAGACAAGCAGGUGAUAGUUACUCUGGCUACCUUGACAUUUUUUUGUCGAAGACCAACAAUCCUUGCCAUUAUGGAAUUUGUUAAUUCUAUUAAUAUUGAGGAUAAGAACCUUGCAACUUCUAGUGAUAGCUCUUCUACAGCCAGAAUGAAAAAAGAUGUUUCAAGAGAUGGAGAUGAUCUACAAUCUACUGCUGUUGAGGAUCAUGCUGUUAAGGGAUUGUUCGGAAAAGGGAAAUCCAGAGUUAUGUUCAAUUUGACAUUAAAAAUGGCCCAGGCUCAAAUCCUUUUGAUGAAGGAAAAUGAAACCAAGCUUGCUUGUUUGUUUCAAGAGAGUUUGCUUACGGACAUCAGGGUGUUCCCUUCCUCCUUCAGUAUUAAAGCAGCAUUGGGGAAUCUAAAAAUUAGUGAUAAUAGCAUACCUAGCAGUCAUUUAUAUUACUGGGCAUGCGAUAUGAGAAAUCCUGGGGGCAGAUCUUUUGUGGAGUUGGAGUUCACAUCAUUUUGCAAUGAUGAUGAAGACUAUGAAGGUUAUGAUUUCAGUCUUUUUGGAGAGCUUUCAGAAGUGCGCAUUGUGUAUCUAAAUCGAUUCUUGCAGGAGGUUGUUGGCUACUUUAUGGGUCUCGUUCCAGACAGCCCAAAGAGUGUCGUUAAAGUAACAGAUCAAGCAACAAAUUCAGAGAAAUGGUUUUCAGCUAAUGAAAUUGAAGGAUCACCCGCUGUGAAGUUUGAUCUUUCUCUCAAGAAGCCUAUAAUAUUAAUGCCACAGCGGACAGAUAGCCUUGAUUUUUUGAAGCUUGACAUUGUUCAUAUAACUUUGAAGAACACAUUUCAGUGGAUUGGUGGAAGUAAAAGUGAAAUUAAUGCAGUGCACUUGGAAACUUUGACUGUCCAGGUUGAAGAAAUCAACUUGAAUGUUGGAACUGGAUCGGACAUAGGUGAAAGCAUAAUUCAGGAUGUGAAUGGGCUAUCUGUGACUAUUAACCGGUCGCUUCGAGACUUGUUAGGUCAAUUUCCAAGUGUUGAAGUCAUAAUCAAGAUUGAAGAGUUGAAGGCGGAAUUGUCGAAUAAAGAAUAUGAAAUUAUUACUGAGUGUGCUAUUUCUAACUUUUCUGAAGUCCCUGAUAUUCCUUCACCGCUGAAUCAAUAUUCCUCCAUGACAUUAAAUGAUACCACAGGAGGUAUUGUCCCUGAGGUUAUAAAUGGUGUUGAUUCAAGGACCACCAAUGUUGAACCCUCUGUUCUGCUGAAACUCUGUGUCUCCAUUAAUCUCGUUGAGUUGAGCUUAUAUACGGGGUUAACUAGAGAUUCAUCUCUAGCCACUGUACAGGUCAGCAAUGCCUGGCUGCUGUAUAAGUCCAGUACAGCAGGAAACGGAUUUCUCUCUGCAACACUUCAGGGUUUCAGUGUGUUUGAUGACCGUGAGGGAGUUGAACAGGAGUUUCGGUUAGCUAUAGGAAAGCCUGGAAAUGUUGGACCCCAUCCCAUUCAUACUUCUUCGCAUAAUCAAAACCAGGAUUCAGUUGAUGGUAGCUUAAUUAUGGGAAAUAAUUUUGAUCUAGUUCAGACAAUGCUCAUUGUUGAUGUGAAAUUUGGUCAGGAUUCGACAUUUGUUUCUCUGGGUGUCCAGAGGCCUCAGUUGCUUGUUGCACUAGAUUUUCUUCUUGCUGUAGUUGAGUUUUUUGUUCCAACUGUCAGCAGUAUGCUAUCUGUUGAAGAAAAUAGGUCUGACAUGCUAGAAGCUAUCGUCAUUGAUCAAUCUGUCUACAAGCAACCUUGUCCUGAAUUUUCCCUAUCACCUCAAAAGCCUUUAAUAGUUGAUGAUGAUGGUUUUGAUAAUUUCAUUUAUGACGGUGAUGGUGGAAUAUUAUAUUUAAAGGAUAGACAGGGUUUUAAUCUCAAAGCGGCUAGCACGGAGGCUAUAAUAUACAUUGGAAAUGGGAAGAAGUUGCAGUUCAGAAAUGUUGUUAUUAAGGGUGGCCCACAUUUGGAUUCUUGUGUAUUUCUUGGAGCAGACAGUAGCUAUUCUGCUUUAGCGGAUGAUUAUGUGUACUUGGAAGAAUUAGUUGAAAGCCCCCAGUCUAAGUCUUUAAAAGGAAGUGUGGACGAAGUACCAUGUCAGAAUAAUGCUGUUAAUAACUCCACAGAACUGAUCAUCGAGCUUCAGGCUAUUGGUCCAGAGCUUACCUUUUAUAACACCUCAAAAGAUGUAGGAGAGUUAUUGAACCUAUCUAAUAAACUUUUACUUGCACAGUUGGAUGCAUUUUGCAGGCUUGUAUUGAAGGGUAACAAUACUGAGAUGAGUGCAGAUGUACUUGGUUUGACUAUGGAGAGUAAUGGAAUCAGGAUUUUGGAGCCAUUUGAUACAUCGUUGAAGUACUCAAAUGCUUCAGAUAGGACCAAUAUUCAUUUAUCUGUUUCCAAUAUUUUCAUGAAUUUCACUUUCAGUAUCUUGAGACUAUUUAUUGCUGUGGAAGAUGAUAUUUUAGCAUUUUUAAGGAUGACAUCAAAGAAAAUGACAAUUAUUUGCUCUCACUUUGACAAAGUUGGAACAAUAAAACAUUCUCAAUCUGAUCAAACGUAUGCCUUUUGGAGGCCUCAUGCUCCUCCUGGUUUUGCUGUACUUGGUGACUACCUGACACCACUAGACAAACCACCAACAAAAGGAGUUCUUGCAGUAAAUAUCAAUUCUGUAACAGUUAAGAGACCUAUUAAUUUCAGAUUGAUUUGGCCGCCUUUAACAUCUGUUGGCAUUAAGGGUGAAGAAGUGGACAAUUCUGACUCAUGGAAUACUGAGGCAGAUGCCGUUUGUUCCAUUUGGUUCCCCGAAGCUCCCAAAGGUUAUGUUGCACUAGGUUGUAUUGUUACUCGUGGAAAGACACCACCCCCACUAUCUUCUGCUUUUUGCAUCCCAUCUUCUUCUGUAUCUCCAUGUUCAUUAAGGGAUUGUAUCACAAUAGGCACCACUGAUAUAUCACCAUCCCGUGUGGCAUUCUGGCGAGUGGAUAAUUCUGUUGGCACUUUUUUGCCAGUAGAUCCUAUUUCUCUUAGUUUGAUGGGUAAAGCAUAUGAAUUGCGUUGCAUUAAAUAUGAUUAUUUGAAGCCAUCCUCUGCAGCAGUAAGUAGUCAGGAUUCCUAUGCUCCUGGUGGACAUCAAACCUUGCAACCUGACCAGUCUAUUGGUGCGAAUUCUAAUAGGCGUUAUGAGCCUGUUGCUAGCUUUGAGUUAGUGUGGUGGAAUCAGGCAUCAAAUUCAAGAAAGAGGUUAUCCAUAUGGCGUCCGGUUGUCCCAGCAGGAAUGGUAUAUUUUGGUGAUGUAGCUGUUAAAGGGUAUGAACCUCCAAACGCCUGCAUUAUAGUUCAUGAUUCCAGGGACGAAAAUGUUUUUAAAACUCCACUAGAUUUUCAGCUUGUCGGACAAAUAAAAAAGCAUAGAGGAAUGGAAAGCAUGUCAUUCUGGCUUCCACAAGCUCCUCCUGGCUUUGUUUCCUUGGGUUGUGUUGCAUGUAAGGGGAAACCUAAGCAAAGUGAUUUUAGCACAUUAAGAUGCAUGCGGAGUGAUUUGGUAGCAGGUGAUAAAUUUUUAGAAGAAAGUGUAUGGGAUACAUCUGAUGCAAAGCAUGUAGCAGAACCAUUUAGCAUAUGGGCUGUUGGCAAUGAGUUGGGGACUUUUAUUGUUCGUGGUGGUUUCAAAAGACCCCCAAGAAGGUUUGCUUUGAAACUUGCAGAUUCAAAUGUGCCAAGUGACUCAGAUGUGACAGUCAUUGAUGCAGGAAUUGGGACCUUCUCAAUGGCUCUUUUUGAUGAUUACAGUGGUUUGAUGGUUCCUUUGUUCAAUAUAUCUUUGAGUGGAAUAACAUUUAGUUUGCAUGGAAGAACUGGGUAUCUAAAUUGCACUGUUGGUUUCUCCUUGGCUGCCAGGUCAUACAAUGAUAAGUAUGAAGCUUGGGAACCUCUUGUUGAGCCAGUAGACGGGUUCUUAAGGUAAUUGCUAUGUGUUUACAAAAAUAGAAUACUUGUGUGAGACAUCAUAUGUGCCCUUGGUCGAAUUCUUGAA
Messenger RNA from Vigna umbellata (rice bean), 6804 nucleotides. Lineage: Eukaryota; Viridiplantae; Streptophyta; Magnoliopsida; Fabales; Fabaceae. The record is from RefSeq and is a predicted model, not a curated record.